This is a messenger RNA of Exophiala dermatitidis NIH/UT8656, 1239 nucleotides long. RefSeq lists its product as uncharacterized. The coding region runs from base 1 to 1239 and encodes 412 amino acids. The record is from RefSeq and is a predicted model, not a curated record. The transcript is spliced from 2 exons. NCBI's taxonomy places the organism in Eukaryota, Fungi, Ascomycota, Eurotiomycetes, Chaetothyriales, Herpotrichiellaceae.
AUGGCGACGCUCAACCGCCGAGCCUUGAUAUUUACAAUCUCCGGCCUGGCUACAUGUGUACUUUUGACAUGGUACCUGUUAUCGGGCCAUGAAAGACCACCGUUGCCCGCAGUGCCCCAUGGUUUCGGCCCGCCAAGGCCAUCAACAUGGGAUUACAGAAGAGAUGCGAAUAACCUGAGGCUCGAUUUGCGACAAUGCGAGCAGGCUUUUCCGGGGCUGUUUGAGGAAGUCGAAAGGCCUCUGGCAGACAGAAGAAAUUCAUCCAUCACUCUUGAGGAGCUGGACUCGGUUCCAAGACAAAAUGGAUAUGUUCGCGGCAUGAUUUAUGACCAACAGCUCUAUGUGAUCGAAAAAACAGGCGGCAUCUAUUCACGCGAACUUGCGACACUCCAUGCCUUGCACCGGGCGAUUAUCUCGGCCCCCGAACCUUUGCCAAACAUCGAAUUCGUGUUCAACAGCGACGAUCGCAUUCCGUCAGUGGCCAUUUGGGGUUAUGCCAGACGGGAGCAAGACACCAAGAUCUGGCUGAUUCCUGAUUUUGGCUACUGGUCAUGGCCCGAGACCAAAGUUGGGACCAUGCGAGAGGUGCAGAUGAAAGCCGUGGAGACCGAACAGGACGAUGGCUGGUCAUGGUCGUCAAAGGUACCCAAGCUGCUCUGGCGAGGCGCCACGAUGGGCCUGGAGUUACGGGAGAAUUUCCUCAAAGCCGCAGCGGACCAACCUUGGGCCGAUGUCAAGGCUCUGGAAUGGAAGAACAAGGAGUCAAUGGCCCAUGACCUCAAGUCUAUGCCUGAGCACUGCCAGUACAAAUACCUGGCCCAUACCGAAGGCAAUUCUUACUCGGGACGAUUGAAGUAUCUUCAGAGUUGUAAGUCGGUCGUGGUUGCGCACAAAAUGGACUGGAUCCAACAUCACCACCCUCUGAUGCGAUCGGACGGGCCAGACAAAAAUUACGUCCAAGUCGAGCGCAGCUAUGAGGAUCUCCCGGAGAAGAUGGCAUGGCUUCAAGCGCAUGACAGGGACGCCGAGAGAAUCGCUUCAAACAGUGUGCAAACAUUCCGCGACCGCUAUCUGACUCCUGCUGCUGAGGCCUGUUACUGGCGAAGACUGAUCCAUGGCUGGUCCAUGGUGAGUUUUGUGCCGGAAUUUUAUGAAAUUGUGGAUGGCAAGAAGAAAUGGAGGGGCCUUCCUGUCGAGUCGUUCUUCUUGGAACGAAGAUUGGAAUGGGAUCCUUAUUGA